AUGAAUCGACCGCAACGAUAUAACGCCAAAGCACGCUCCUCUGUAGCGGGUGGCUCUCACAAGAAGGGGAAGGCGAAGAAGACGCAUUCGGAAGAUCCACCUCCUGUCGAAGGUCAAGCUGAUACCAAUGCGGACAUCCUGGAACAUAAGGCUGAGGAAGAUAAAGAGAGGGACCGAAGAGAGAGGAUGAAGCGCGAAUUGCUGGAACAAUCGCAGAGCAAAGCUUCGAGUAAGAAGCGGAAACGUCUCGACAAGUAUAUCGAUAAAAAGCUGAAGAAGGAAGAACGGCUGGAGCUGUUCGACAAACUCGCUAAAUCUCAAGCAGAGCUCUCAUCCACACUUCAGUUACAUUCGUCGUCUGCUCUUGGAACCGGAAAGCCACAGACCCACCAAGACCGUCUCGAUAAAUCGGAGGACAAAGAUGUUCGACGAGCGAUGGGCCACACUCAACCUACAGGAAAGCACAGAAAGCGUAAUGGUGGGUUCACCGGGGUGGCGGACGAUGAUGACGACGACAGCGAAGAAGACAUCGCCUUCAAUGAAGCCUCGACAUCAUACAUGGUUGUUGACGACGUUCCAGAUAUGAAGGAAGGUUCGUCGAAGGAUAGACCCGUGGUGAUUAUUGACUCUGCCGUUACUGCUUCAGCAGCAGAACAGGCAGAUAAAUCAGGCGGCACAGUGGGCAGUGCGCUGCAGAGGAAUGCCGAUGGGUCAGUCGUGGCUCCUCGCAUACUCAAGAAAAAGGGAAAGGGUCAGAAGACAAUUUUCCAGAAAUGGAAGCGAGGUCCUCUCGCAUCCCAGAAUAUACAACCAGACGAACAAUCCGACUCGUCGUUCGACAGCUCAGAUUCUGCUCUUGAUUUCGCUGAAGACGAGGACGGUGACGGUGACGGUGACGCCACAUCAGACGACAACGAAUCCGACGAAAAUGGCGAAGAAUCAGGCUCAGAAAACUCAGAAGAAGAGGACGGCGAGGGAGAACCGUCGCCACCACCAAAACCUCGAUUGGCAUUCAAGGAUUGGGCUAUGUCUCAACUCAGCGCUGCGAAGAGCUAUGUCGCUCCUGUUUCCACCUCUGAAACCUCCACCUCUCUAGAUACUCUGCCUGUCGAGUCAUCAACCAUUCCUCCGAAGAAAAAACGCAAACUCAACCCUUCGGAUCUGCAAGGAAUGCAUGGACCGCUAGGAGAAACUCUUCAGCUCCCGUCCACCUCUCUCGCCCAGCACCUACAAGCCACUGGCAAGAACAAAGCCGACGAAUCGCAUCAGAAGCGGAAAGUGGUAGAGGUGAAACGACCAGUGGAUGUCGAAGAAGCCAGGCUGUUGUUGCCCAUCGUGGCGGAGGAACAGCCUAUCAUGGAGGCCAUCAUUUUGAACCCCAUUGUUGUGAUCUGUGGAGAGACGGGAAGCGGUAAAACCACACAAGUUCCUCAAUUCUUGUAUGAAGCUGGAUUUGGGUCACCGGAUAGCGACAACCCUGGAAUGAUCGGUAUCACUCAACCCCGGCGUGUGGCCGCGAUAUCUAUGGCUACCCGUGUGGCCCACGAACUGUCAUUGACCUCAUCCAAAGUCUCCUACCAGAUCCGCUACGACGCCACCGUUUCUCCGUCGACUUCGAUAAAGUUUAUGACCGACGGUGUUCUCUUGCGAGAAUUAGCUACCGACUUUCUGCUCACGAAGUAUUCUGUUCUCAUCAUCGACGAAGCACACGAGCGAAGCAUGAAUACCGAUAUCCUUAUCGGCGUUCUCAGUCGUGUUAUCAAGUUGAGAGAAGAUAUGUGGAAAAAGGGUGAACAGGGCAUCAAGCCCCUACGACUGGUCAUCAUGUCCGCUACGCUCCGUGUCUCCGACUUUGCCGAGAACAAAACUUUAUUUCCGUCACCUCCCCCGGUCAUUGAUGUCGCGGCCCGCCAACACCCUGUCACCGUCCACUUCAACCGCCGCACUGCCCCGGACUACGUCUCAGAAGCAAUUCGCAAGACGGCCAAGAUUCAUGCGCGAUUACCACCUGGUGGUAUCUUGAUCUUUCUUACAGGUCAGAAUGAGAUCACCGGCGUGUGUAGGAAGCUCGAAGCUCGGUAUGGCGCGAAGGCGUUGGCUGAGAAGAAGCAGAGGAGGAAAGCUGUGGCGGCGAGGUCGAACGCACAGAACUUUUUCCGGGAAGAAGGCGACAAACCAAUGACAGUCAAGGCUGCGCAAGCUGAUGUUGAGGCAGAAGACAUGGAGCUGGGGAGUGAGGAGCAGCAAGACCUGGCCGCCGAUGUAGACACAGGGUUGGUCGCAGAAGACGACCUGGAAGCCUUGGACACAGAUGACGAAGAAGCUGAAGAGCAAUCACUUGGAAUUGACACCGAGGAAUGCGAAGAUCCCAUGCAUAUUGUGCCACUGUACUCGUUAUUACCCAACGAGAAGCAGCUAAAAGUGUUCGAGCCUCCGCCCAGCGGUUCACGGCUCGUGGUUGUAGCCACGAAUGUUGCAGAGACCUCACUUACGAUCCCCGGAAUCCGGUACGUCGUUGACUGUGGUCGCGCUAAAGAGCGCAGAUACAACGUCGCUAACGGCAUUCAAGCUUUCCAAGUUGGUUGGGUGUCUAAAGCAUCAGCAGCUCAGCGUUCAGGUCGCGCAGGUCGUACGGGCCCUGGUCAUUGUUAUCGCCUCUAUUCCUCCGCCGUGUUCGAGAAUUACUUCGACCAGUUCUCACAGCCUGAGAUCCUCCGUAUGCCCAUAGAAGGUGUCGUUCUUCAGAUGAAGAGUAUGCAUAUCGAUGCUGUGGUCAAUUUCCCGUUCCCGACUCCUCCAGAUCGUCUUGCCCUGAAACAAGCGGAGACGGUUUUAACUCGUCUGGGUGCCCUGGAGACCGCUUCCGGAUCGACAACCACUAACAUUGGACUUCUUCCCGGAACUAUGGGCGGCAAGAUCACCGAGCUUGGACGGACUAUGUCUUUGUUCCCCCUUUCUCCUCGCUUUUCGAAAAUGUUGGUCAGUGGGCGACAACACGGAUGCCUACCCUAUGUCAUCGCUAUUGUCUCCGCUCUAUCCGUCGGCGACCCUUUCCUUCGAGAAGAAGUCCUAGACGGCGACGACUCCGAGGCGAGCGAUUCCGAUGAAGAGUUGGCUCAUAUCACUAGCGAACAAGUCCGAGCGAAAGAAGCGCGCAAACUACAGCGACGUGCAUUCUUCCGCUCUCAACAAGUCCAUGCCGCUCUAGGGAACGGAAUGAGCGAUAUGUUCAAAAUUUUGUCGGUCGUCGGCGCGUACGAGUAUGCGGGUGGUGGUCAAAGCUUCUGUAGAGAGCAAUUCGUGCGCCCAAAGGCAAUGGAAGAGAUCCACAAGCUUCGCGCCCAAAUCAGCAGCAUCGUGCAGACUAACUUCAGCGGUAUAGGCGCCGCAUUUGUCCCUAAUCUUGCUCCGCCAAGCUCUCUACAGCUCAAGAUUCUGCGGCAACUCCUGACGGCUGGUUUCAUUGACCAAAUCGCUGUACGCAAGGACCUGGUAAAGAAAGAGACCGCCACUGGAGAUCAACAUUCGACGACACGGGGUAUACCUUACCUAGCCAUCGGCAUAACGGAGGACGUGUAUAUUCACCCGUCCUCCGUGCUUGCUAAGGCUUCACCCCCGGAAUUCAUCGCCUUCCAUGAAGUUGUAAGGACUAGCAAGAUAUGGCUAAAAGGAUGUACUGUUAUCAAUCCCGCUUGGUUGUCAUCCUUAGGCAAACCAGCGUUGUGUACAUUCUCGAAGCCCGUCAAAAACAGUGCGGGGGAGAUGAUGGUUAUCCCCAAGUUUGGUCCCGACGCGUGGGAACUCCCGGCCAUCAAGCAAAUAGUAUCAUGA
This is a messenger RNA of Stereum hirsutum FP-91666 SS1, 3831 nucleotides long. RefSeq names its product P-loop containing nucleoside triphosphate hydrolase protein. The record is from RefSeq and is a predicted model, not a curated record. The coding region runs from base 1 to 3831 and encodes 1276 amino acids. The transcript is spliced from 14 exons. Gene Ontology annotation, cellular component: intracellular anatomical structure; nucleolus. Gene Ontology annotation, molecular function: ATP hydrolysis activity; ATP binding; RNA binding. NCBI's taxonomy places the organism in Eukaryota, Fungi, Basidiomycota, Agaricomycetes, Russulales, Stereaceae. Gene Ontology annotation, biological process: maturation of SSU-rRNA from tricistronic rRNA transcript (SSU-rRNA, 5.8S rRNA, LSU-rRNA).